UCCAGAGGGAAUUGAUAAUCCAGAAACUCGAGGAAUUGCACAUUUGUCCGGAUCCGUCCAUCGUGCCAGAUAUGAAAAAUGUCGGCGUUUACGAAUUCCAACAUCCGUCGUGCCGGAGAGAUGAUGUCACGAGUGAAUUGGGUAAAUCUACAUUUUCAAGGCAACGCGAUAUCAACAAAGGUGCUGAAAGAUGUCGAAUCGACGCGAUGGUGCAGACGAAGGUUCCUUUCGGAGAUUUAGUUAUUAAUGCACGGGGAAUAAACAAGGCUGUGUCCCUUGAAAAUGACACGUUAAUAAGACCUACUCGAACCGUACUGCGGAAUAACGAUCAGGGGUCAAGGUCGCCCGAAUUGUCCGAUAAAAGAGUCCAUUUUGGAGAUCACUCGCGAAAAUUAUAUCUCGAGGAGACCACGACCCAAGUGGCGGAUAACGGAGAAGUAUCAUCAAGGGAUCGGAAAAGUGACGAAAUCGUUGAAAAACCCGUUAAUGAAAGUGCCGGGCAGUUUAGUGGCGCAAAAGAUGAAACCUCCAACAUCGAUAGAGAGACGCGGACGAAUAUCAGAAGGACCGAAACUGUCGACGUUCGGACUGGCAUCUCAGAAAUGACGAGUAACAGGAAAAUCUUAGAAACCUGGACUCCCCUCGAAACCUCCGAUAAAGGAGUACAGGUGAUCAAACGUGUAAGAGACAAAACCGAGGACGAGAGUACCAAUUCCUUUUCUUCGUUUCUACCCGACGAGAAAGAGAAAUUCGACCUCGAUGACAUCACUUUGACCCCUCCCGAAUUUUCAGACCUAGAUAAAGCUCUGGAGUCCUACAACAAGACCAUGAGGCACAUUGUUCACGGCACGGAAGAAUUAUCUCGAAUUUUCUCGCGAUUCAAGACUUUAGACGACACGAGGCACGACCCUCAAUUUUUCCCUUACGAGAAAAAUGAUAUCGAUGCAUUACCAAGCUCGAGUAUCUUAUCAAAUGGAAAUAAAGUCCCGAUAAACUCAUACGAGGCAGUCCCACCAAAUUCAUUAAUUAUAUUAAAAAGAGAUCACGCAGUGGUACCUUCAAUAUGCCCAAAUGCAUUGCAAAAUCCGCCAGACAUUACCAGAGACCCGAACCAAUCAUUAAAAAAUGGUCCCUGGGAUCGGAGCGUUAUCACUGGUAAUCGCUUCCAAAAAUCAAGAACCACUCGUAACAACGACGAGCCUGCAUUUUUAUCUCUACCGAGUGUUGCUUGCAGCAGUCCCGAUUCGAUCAAGGAAGAUCGCAUCGAUAAGAAGCAUUUGAGAUUGGACAAUCGAAACCAGAGUAGAGAAAUGGCGUCCGAUUGCAGAGUGGAUCAAUCGGUCGGAAUCGGAUUUGAUAACGGCAAGAUAGACGGGAAUUUUCGUCCCCUGGUUGCAGAGUCUGUAUAUUUGCAGACUGGGAUUCCUUGUCAGGAGACACCGAACGAUAAUCUUGACACCUUGUACAACGUUCACGACAAUCGGUGCAGAUAUUCCUUAUCGAUAAGAGGACCCCACGUAGAAGACAGAGGUAUUACCGGGGACCUGAAAAAGGAAAUAAUUAGCGCUCUCGAUACGUUCGACCAUGAAGACUGCGACAUACUUACACAGGUACUCGAUGCACUCAAGUACUCUUCGAAGGCCACGAAGAGAUUCCUUUCUUGGCUUUUCGACAACGCCGAGUCCAUGGACGAUGACGAGGUCGUGCGAGUCCUCCGAGAAGUUGCGAUAAAUCCUGUUACAGAGCAGAAGUUUCGUAAUAUAUGGCACGAAAAACACCGGGGACGCGUUGAUAACAUCUUAUCCCAUAAAUCCUGCGGGGCGAAUUCACAUAUUGACGCAAGGAACUGGAGAGUUAUGUACAAACUCGCUAAAUUUCUCGCCGAAUUUAUGGACAGGACGACAGAAAAUUCCGCAUUCGCCCAAGCCGAUAAUCCGAAGGGCUCGGUGGAGUUGUACAAGAAGUUGCCUAUGAAGGAGGGAGACAAGUCAAAUGUAUCGGGAAGUAAUACCGACGAGGUCCCGACGAACUCGAAAUCUGGGAAUGCAUCAGUUGUCGAUGAGAAAGAUAGUUGUGGCGAUAGACACGCAAUUACUAAAGACAGUGCAACAGCUGUAUCCGAUAGGGAGGACUCGGUUAAUCCGCUCGAAAAUCAGGAUACAGACAUUUCCGAUCAUUUAGAAUCGUCCAAUCAUUUUUCACAAGACGGUCGAGAGAAGGAAACGUUUGGUAGCCAGUCAAUAAAUGAAUUAAGCAUGUGUCUGGAAAGAAACUGCCCAAAUGUACAAGCGGAUACUGUCAGAGAGGAUGAAGAAGCUCAAAACGAAUCUGUCAUCGCAGAAAUAAACCUCGACAGUCCUCGUGAAGAAAUCGAAGCUUCGGAUGUCAAAGACAUUCGAACGUCGAGGGAAAAUAAUAAGAUUUCGCGUUUGGAUGAAAUUCUAGAAAAGAAUUCAGGACUAUCGUAUUCCUCUUUUAGCAAUCUCAGUGUUCAGCCUGAUAAAUCUCUUCGUGCCGAUGUCCAUCGUUCAGAUCAAAUCAGAGAAUUGUCACCCGUUCACUCAAGUGAAAUUCCGAUUACUCAGGACACUUUCGCAGAAGAUAGAUCUCUUUCUUUGGAUGCUGGAAAAAAUUCAGGAAUGUCAUCUUUAGGACUUAUUAAAGAUAAUACCGCGUCUGGGAAUUAUUUCGAGACUCACGAUAAGGAAUCGAGUGAGCAGGUCAUGGACGAAUCGUUGAAAAAUCGUCCUAAUGGUGGUGUCUUGAUUUCAAAUAAUAUUUCUUUGAAGAAACCGACAUUUAAAGGGAAUGAAACUGAUUCCACGAUGUCGACCACCAACGAAGAUAUUUCUCGGCAAGGUGCUCUGCAAGAAAAUACAAAAGUUGAUCGAUAUCAAAAUUCAAUGCCUAUUGAUAUGCCGAAAGACGAAGAAAUUGACGUUUCACUUGUCCGAAAAAAAGAAUCGGACAGUCCUGUCUUCAAACAAGAUAUCAGCGAAGGUUCAAUAAAGAUAUGGAAAAAGCAAACGUUAGCGAGCGAUCGUGGCAAAGACACAUCUUCGGAAACGCUUUCGGAAGGAGAACUAAACCUGCCCAGUUCGUGCUCGUUUUCUCUCGGUGAAAUAAAAGUCUUACAAAGCAGCACGUCGACGGGAAAGACUUUCGAAGAAUUCGAUGGCACGAGCCAUUUAAUUGUAAAGAAUUCGUCGAAUCAUGCGAGCGACACCAGCAAUUCUCUGCCAAGAAGUUUGGGGGAAGUCUACAGACCUGGAUCCGACUCCACGGAAAUUUCAACCGAAGCUUCGACGGACGCGGAACAACCGGAGAGCAAACACUUGCAAUUACGCAAGAUUGUAUGAUGAAGAAUUACUCACACCUACUCCACGGGUUUAUCAUCGGCUAUAAAUUGACGGAGCAGUUAAUUCGAAGGCCUCUUUCUAAAAUGAUCACGGCCAGUAGUAACUUUUAGCAAUAAAAUAUUUCACCCCACGUAUUAUCUUAUCUGAACUGAUAUUAAGUUAUAAAUUCAAAUUAGUAUCUGAAAACAAGCGCUCGCGAUUAAUAAACGAUCGAGUCGAUUUACAUUCCAAUCGCCGUUGUAUCGCACCUAUUAAUUAAAGAAGCUUUCAAUAUUACGUGUAUUACAAAAUUCAAAGGAAUUGGAUUUUCAGUGAGUUUAAAAAUAAGUGUAGUAAAUUGUUCAUACCUUUAUUGGAACGCUACGUUACCGUGAAGCUAACCAUGUAUCUUAAUUACCUUCGGUUUCAUUGACACGAUAAGAAAAUGUAAUAACAGUUCCUGGAAUAAUUAAACAAUUGAUUCACAUCA
This is a messenger RNA of Orussus abietinus, 3828 nucleotides long. RefSeq lists its product as uncharacterized. Bases 72 to 3359 code for a protein of 1095 amino acids. Lineage: Eukaryota; Metazoa; Arthropoda; Insecta; Hymenoptera; Orussidae. The record is from RefSeq and is a predicted model, not a curated record. The transcript is spliced from 5 exons.